CGUUCCUGAAACAUGAUUUCAUUACCCAUGAGUUCAAUGUUUAUUUGCUUGUGGAUGCUAAUCGUCGUGAUUAGAUCAGACGUUAUUGCAAACCACUAUACGCAACAACCGCGGUAUACUGGUAAAUUUAUCGCAUCUUUUAACGCAGAAGAAUACAAAGCAGAUUCAGUUUUGGCCUGCUUAGCUUUUUGCGGACCUUUCUGUACAUGUUUUGGGUACCAACGGUUAACAAAGAGAUGUCGUGUUUUUGACUUUUGCCUUGAUCGGAAUGCGUCUUUCAUCGAGGAUGGAUGGGUGUAUUAUACAUCACCAAGCGAAUGUGUUGAAGGUUGGAUAACAUAUGGUGGACAUGACUACAUGUUGAAUUUGACUAAACUUUCUCAACCUGAGGCGAUGGCAAUAUGUCAUAAGUGCGGAGCCUACCUUGUUGAAAUUCACGACGCAGAGGAGAAUGACUGGAUUAAGCAAACUGUAUCGAAGGACAUAUAUUGCACAAACAAAUAUGAUUGUACAGCCUGGACCGGCGGGAACGAUAGAGAGACAGAGGGAAAUUUUACUUGGGAAACAUCGAACACACCCUUUAUCUAUGUAAAUUGGGACUUCAAUAACCCAGACAAUAAGGAUGCUAUAAGCAAGCCCAUUGACUGUGUCGACAUGUUCUACGAUGGCCAAUGGAAUGAUCGGCCUUGUUAUUUCCAAGCGAGUUUUAUUUGCGAACGAUGAGUUUUAAUAGUUUAAUUGUGGUUUUUUUCUUAAAAAUUUUGGUCGUGAACUGUCUCGUCCUUAAUAUCACAAUAGCAUAAUAAGCUAAUUCAAAGCAAUAAGUUGGUUAUACAUCAUUAUUAUUAAGAAUGUUUGGAUUCCAGAAAUGUGUCAAUUAUACGUCAUACAAAAGGGGUUAUGUCCCUAUCAAUACAUGACCACAAACAAAAAACAAUUUGGCUAUUAUAUUAAAAGGGGGCCUAAAACUAUAAUGACAAAUUCAAUAAAAUGUGGCUUUUGUGUUAUACCUGUCGAUGUGGGGGGAAGGGUUCUGAUUCGACUCGCUCACAUUUUUACUUUAAAAGUACAAUUUAUUAUAUAACAAAUCACAAAUG
Messenger RNA from Magallana angulata, 1097 nucleotides. RefSeq names its product brevican core protein-like. Lineage: Eukaryota; Metazoa; Mollusca; Bivalvia; Ostreida; Ostreidae. The coding region runs from base 13 to 723 and encodes 236 amino acids. Gene Ontology annotation, molecular function: signaling receptor activity. The transcript is spliced from 4 exons. The record is from RefSeq and is a predicted model, not a curated record.